Molecule: messenger RNA, 615 nt
Organism: Topomyia yanbarensis
Lineage: Eukaryota; Metazoa; Arthropoda; Insecta; Diptera; Culicidae
Exons: 2
Coding region: 176-508 (110 amino acids)
Cellular component (GO): cytosol
Source: RefSeq, a predicted model, not a curated record
CCGCGACUGCACGAGAACCCGUAUUGUACACUAAUCUACCAAAUUAAGCCAUCCACACUGAUAAGAUGUCAGAAGAAGAAAUCGCGCGGUUUAAAUAGCAUCGGCAAAUCAAACGAACGCAUCAGUAUCGAGUUGUCCCUCUUUCGUUUCUAACAAAUCCACCAUAACCUCCAGAAUGUCGCUGAAAUCCGAUGAAGUUUUUGCCAAGAUCGCCAAACGAUUGGAGAGCAUUGACCCGAAUAACCGAACGAUCGAACAUGUGUACAAGUUCAAAAUUACCAAGAGCGGCAAAGUCGUGAAGAGCUGGAUUUUGGAUCUGAAAAAUGUCAAGCUGUAUGAGUCGGAAGAUGCGGCCGAGGCUACCCUGACUAUGGAAGACGAUAUCAUGUUCUCCAUUGGAACCGGUGCUCUGCCAGCCAAGGAAGCCAUGGCCCAGGACAAGAUGGAAGUCGAGGGACAAGUUGAGCUGAUCUUUUUGCUGGAACCUUUCAUCGCCUCGCUGAAGUAAGCAUUGGAUUUGCACGCCCCGGAAGUCAUGUCAUCACCGUGUUUAAAUUUUAUUUGUAAAGCAUAUCUUUCGUCGUCCUCUCGUCAUUAAACGUUUUUAUUGACUAA